Molecule: messenger RNA, 2279 nt
Organism: Pteropus alecto (black flying fox)
Lineage: Eukaryota; Metazoa; Chordata; Mammalia; Chiroptera; Pteropodidae
Gene: ARIH2
Product: ariadne RBR E3 ubiquitin protein ligase 2
Exons: 17
Coding region: 592-1857 (421 amino acids)
Biological process (GO): positive regulation of proteasomal ubiquitin-dependent protein catabolic process; protein polyubiquitination; ubiquitin-dependent protein catabolic process
Cellular component (GO): ubiquitin ligase complex; cytoplasm
Molecular function (GO): ubiquitin conjugating enzyme binding; ubiquitin protein ligase activity; zinc ion binding
Source: RefSeq, a predicted model, not a curated record
CCGCGCUGAGCGCUUCCGGAGCGGCGGAGACGGCUCCGCCGGAGGAAGCAGCGCGGGCCUUGACCGGCGUCGGCCUGCCGUUUCCGCCGCCGCCGCGCCUGGGUCCGAUCCCUCUGGCUCAGACCGACCCGGUCUGGCCCGCCCGGGCUCAGCGGCCGCGAGGCCGCGGCUCCCGAUGGAAAUUAUAUGACAUAGAAUAUUUGGGUGACAUCUUCCUGCAAGAUCUUCAAGAAUUACAGAAUACAAAAACACUAAUGCAUUUGAGAAAGUGGUAAAGUUUGGGGGGAGGGCCAAAAAACCUGCUUUCUUGAUCUGCAACUUGGCUGGAUGUUAAGAUGUCUGUGGACAUGAAUAGCCAGGGGUCUGACAGCAAUGAAGAGGACUAUGACCCAAAUUGUGAGGAGGAAGAAGAGGAUGAGGACCCUGGGGACAUAGAAGACUAUUACGUGGGAGUAUCCAGCGAUGUGGAGCAGCAGGGGGCUGAUGCCUUUGAUCCUGAGGAGUACCAGUUCACCUGCUUGACCUACAAGGAGUCCGAGGGUGCCCUCAAUGAGCACAUGACCAACUUAGCCUCUGUCCUAAAGGCCGUUGAUGCUCACUGCCAUCAGCUGCAUCCUCCCUAUGGCACUGGUAUCUCAUUCAGUUGCUAAACUUAUAUUAGUUAAUUUCCACUGGCAAGUUGCAGAGAUAUUGGACAGAUACAAGUCUAAUUCUGCUCAGCUGCUUGUUGAGGCUCGAGUUCAGCCCAAUCCAUCAAAACAUGUCCCGACAGCCCAUCCCCCUCACCACUGCGCAGUGUGUAUGCAGUUCGUGCGGAAGGAAAACCUGCUCUCUCUGGCCUGUCAGCACCAGUUUUGCCGCAGCUGCUGGGAGCAGCACUGCUCAGUGCUCGUCAAAGACGGCGUGGGCGUGGGAGUCUCUUGCAUGGCUCAGGACUGCCCACUUCGAACACCAGAGGACUUUGUGUUCCCACUGUUGCCCAACGAAGAACUGAGAGACAAAUACAGGCGCUACCUCUUCAGGGACUAUGUGGAGAGUCAUUACCAGCUCCAGCUAUGCCCCGGUGCGGACUGUCCCAUGGUUAUCCAGGUACAGGAGCCCAGAGCUCGCCGAGUACAGUGCAAUCGGUGCAACGAGGUCUUCUGUUUCAAGUGUCGUCAGAUGUAUCACGCCCCCACAGACUGCGCCACAAUCCGGAAAUGGCUCACGAAGUGUGCAGACGACUCUGAAACAGCCAACUACAUUAGUGCUCACACUAAAGACUGUCCCAAGUGCAACAUCUGUAUUGAGAAGAACGGAGGCUGCAAUCACAUGCAAUGCUCCAAGUGUAAACACGACUUCUGCUGGAUGUGUCUAGGAGACUGGAAGACCCACGGCAGUGAGUACUAUGAGUGCAGCCGGUACAAAGAGAACCCCGACAUUGUCAACCAGAGCCAGCAAGCCCAAGCCAGGGAGGCCCUCAAGAAGUACUUGUUCUACUUUGAGCGGUGGGAAAACCACAACAAGAGCUUGCAGCUGGAGGCACAGACGUACCAGCGGAUUCAUGAGAAGAUUCAGGAGAGGGUCAUGAAUAAUCUGGGGACGUGGAUCGACUGGCAGUACCUACAGAACGCUGCCAAGCUCUUGGCCAAGUGUCGAUACACCCUGCAAUACACGUACCCGUAUGCGUACUACAUGGAGUCUGGACCCAGGAAGAAGCUGUUUGAAUACCAGCAGGCUCAACUAGAGGCUGAGAUCGAAAACCUGUCAUGGAAAGUGGAGCGUGCGGACAGCUAUGACCGAGGGGACUUAGAAAACCAGAUGCACAUAGCAGAGCAGCGGAGGAGAACCCUGCUGAAGGAUUUCCACGACACCUAGGCUGGGACACGGCGUGCCGGAGUGAGGAACAUGUGGCUGCGAGGUCUCCCGGCUGCCGUGCUGCAUGCUGCAGGCUCUCCGCCUUUCACGACCCCAGGCAACAGCCAGGACCCCACUCCCGAGAGACACUGGCCACACACCUCUUAGUCAGUUUCUGUUUUCCUCUCAUCUUUUCGCUUUUCGUUUCUACUAUGAAAGAGGCCAUGUUGAAUUGGCCUCUUUUCAGGACUUUUAAUUCCCCCCUGGAUGGUUGUUGGGAGGGAGAAAAAGUUUUUUCUGAAUGACUAUUAAUAGUAUUAGAUCAUUACAACGUAUGUAAUUUUCAAAGGUUGUACAAUUAUACCAAAAAAAGGCAAACCAACCUUAGAAUUACACAGACCCUUUUAAAAAAAUAAAUUGGCAUUGGAGUGUUUUACCCUCUA